Messenger RNA from Diaporthe amygdali, 9942 nucleotides. RefSeq lists its product as uncharacterized. Lineage: Eukaryota; Fungi; Ascomycota; Sordariomycetes; Diaporthales; Diaporthaceae. The transcript has 7 exons. The coding region runs from base 1 to 9942 and encodes 3313 amino acids. Gene Ontology annotation, biological process: secondary metabolite biosynthetic process; fatty acid biosynthetic process. The record is from RefSeq and is a predicted model, not a curated record. Gene Ontology annotation, molecular function: fatty acid synthase activity; oxidoreductase activity; phosphopantetheine binding.
AUGGCUGUCCCUGCUCCCAUUGCUGUGGUCGGUAUGAGCUGUCGCUUUCCAGGCGCUGGCAGUCCAGAAGAGCUCGAAGAACUCCUCUUGAACGGCGGGACUGGCUGGGGCCCAAUACCAUCGGACCGGUGGAAUCGCGAUGCAUACUACAACACGCAUCUCGGCGCCCCCGAAUCACUUGUUGCUAAGAAUGGAUACUUCCUCCAAGAUGACAUCUCCAAGUUUGACGCACGCUUCUUUCAAGUGCCACCUAAGGAGGCGCACGCCAUGGACCCUCAACAACGCAUUCUGCUGCAGACUACGUACGAGGCCCUGGAAAAUGCGGGAGUCCCUCUUGAGGAUAUCCGUGGAAGCAAGACCGCUGUAUUUAUCAGCUCCUUCGCCUACGACUACCAACGCAUGGGAUACAAAGACCUGGCCGAGGUCAGUGGAUCGCACGUCGCUGGUACCGGAAUGGCCAUGCUCUCGAACAGGAUCUCCUAUGUGUUCGACUUGAGGGGCCCUUCAUUGACGCUUGACACCGGCUGUAGUUUGCGCCUUGGCGAGUCGAAUAUGGCCAUCGUUGGUGGAUCACAACUAUUGAUAGACCCUGCCCAAUCUGUCAAUAUGAGUGUCAUAGGAAUGGUCAACCCAGACGGACACUGUUAUGCUUUCGACUCGCGCGGUAAUGGUUAUGCCCGGGGUGAGGGUGUUGCCACUGUCGUCCUCAAGCUUCUGGACAAAGCUCUUGAGGAUGGCGAUCCUGUCCAUGGCGUCAUUGUAGGCUCGGGUGUCAACCAAGAUGGCCACACGGCAGGAAGUAUCAUGUCCCCAAGUGGUGAGGCUCAGAGAGUCCUCAUGGAAGAGGUGUAUGCAAGCGUAGGCUUGGAUCCUGGCCAGACCCAGUAUGUAGAAGCACAUGGAACGGGAACGAAAGUUGGUGACAAAGAAGAAGUCAGCUCAAUCUACUCGGUUUUCUGCGAAGGUCGGAAACGAGCACGUAACCUCUAUGUGGGCUCCGUGAAGUCCAAUAUCGGACACCUUGAGGCAUCUGCUGGGAUAGCAGGACUCAUCAAGUCAAUUCUUGUGCUCAAGACUGGUGUCAUUCCACCACAAUUGAAUCUCAUUGAGCCCAAGACGUCCUUGAAACUGGGAGAGAGAAACAUCACGAUUCCUCUUGAACCUACGCCACUGUCCCCUGGACCUCAACGAGUGUCUCUCAACAGCUUUGGAUACGGAGGAACAAAUUGUCAUAUCAUCAUUGAGAGCUUAGACUCAUAUCAAGCUUCUGGCAGCAUGCCUCUAUCAGGACCGCUUAAGCUUGUCGAAAAGCAAGCACUCCGCGAUGUUAACGGCAACAUUUUGACAGUUAACACUAAUGGUGUUGGCUCGAGUGAGGCGGCACUGGCAGACAUUCAAUUGUAUCUCCUGAGUGCAAACUCAGAGAAAGCUCUGAAAGCAUCAGCUCGUGAUGUCCUGGCGUGGCUCUCGAGGCAUAGUAGCACAAAUGACGACCCUUGUCAACAAAAGGCCGUGCUGAAUGAUCUAGCGCACACUCUUGCUGCGCGACGGACACUUCUUCCCUGGCGGUCGAGUAUAAUAGCCUCCGAUGUACGGCAGCUCAGCUCGAUGCUUGAGUCUAUCCGGCCCACUAAGGCCUCACAUACGCCUCGCGUCGCCUUUAUAUUCACCGGCCAGGGUGCACAAUGGGCGGGCAUGGGCCGUGAGCUGAUGUCUUUACAGCCGUUCAAAGAUUCAAUUCUCAAAUCAGAGAGUGUUCUCGUCGGUUUGGGGGCAUCCACAAGAGGCUGGUCUCUCCGAGAGCAGAUUUUCUCCGACUUUCCAUCCAGGCUAGGGGAGGCCGAGAUAGCGCAACCUGCCACCACAUGCCUACAGAUCGCUCUCGUUGAUCUGUUGAGCAGCUUGGGUGUCCAUCCCAUAGCCGUUGUAGGCCACAGCUCGGGUGAGAUUGGCGCGGCAUAUGCAGCUGGUGCGCUAAGCCAUAGCGCUGCAAUCGAGUUGUCAUACUACCGAGGACUCUGUUCCAGCCAAGGCAAGCAAGAGCACCAGGCGACGCCGGGGUCAAUGCUGGCGGUCGGCCUAGGCAAAGCCGCCGUACAACCGUACAUGGCCAAUAUAAAAACAGGUCGUCUCUCGGUAGCAUGUGUCAACAGCCCGCAGAGCACAACUAUCUCAGGUGAUGAAUGUGCCAUCGACGAGCUUAAGUCCGUGUUAGAUGUGGACUCCAUAUUCGCCCGCAAGUUGCGUGUGGAUCAGGCGUACCACUCGCACCACAUGCAGAAGAUUGCCCCGGCAUACCACUCUGCUUGUGAGCAGACGCACCACAACAGCACCCGCGACGAUGUAUCAUUCUUUUCUACGGUCACGGGCACUAAGAAAUGUGACGAUUUUGGCGCAUCGUACUGGAUAGACAAUCUAGUCUCUCCUGUGCAGUUCGUCAAGGGACUGCAACUUGUUCGUGAUGAGCUCAAGCAAGGCAACACAGGUCGCAACGAUGGCUACGUCUUGGUCGAGAUCGGGCCCGCGGCCGCGCUUUCCGGGCCAACAAAGCAGACCCUUGCAUCCUCGACUGACUUUAAGUACACCUAUUUGUCCCCGCUUGCUCGCCAGACAGAUGGGAUGCAGUCAGCGCUCGGCUUUGUUGGCCGCCUAAUCGAGCUGGGUGUUCCUCUCAACAGGAAAAAGCUUUCGUCUUUGCUUUGCAGCGAUAGUUCCUACACCCCAAAGACUUUAACUAGUCUCAAGGCCUACCCGUUCGCCGAUGACUCGAGUUCCUUCUGGCGAGAGUCCCGCUUCAGCGCGGCGCAGCGCUUCCGGCAGUUCCCCUGGAACGAUCUUUGCGGACUGCUUGACCCAGCAUGCAGUGUACAGGAGCCUCGCUGGCGCCAUUUUCUCAACAUGGACAGUCUUCCUUGGCUGAAAGACCAUGUAAUUGACGGUUCAACAAUCUUUCCGGCCUCUGGAUACAUGGCUAUGGUCGUUGAGGCGACCAAGCAGUUGAUUCAGAUGCGAAAGGGCAAAAGUUUCACUACAAAUACUUCCGGAAGCAUCAAUCAAUUUAUGUUCAAAGAUGUCAAGUUUAUUAAGGCGAUAUCUUUCCCGGAAGACGAACAAGACGCAGUUGUCGAGUUGCAGCUAACAAUUAGCCCCUCUAGGGAGGUAGGGGGUCGGUGGCUGUCCUUUCGCAUUAUGAUGUUUGGCAAUGAUACUUGGGAAGAGAACUGCAAUGGGCUGAUCAGCUUCGAUAACGACGGAGAUCUCACGGAAGUUGAUCGAGUUGGUGAGCGAGAUCUCAAGCAAGCGGCGUCUCUGGCUGUCUUCCGAGACAUCCAGCAGGCGUGUGCCUCCUGCAAUGACAUUGUAGAGAAGAGCACGUUCUACCAGCAGUUGGAGAUGAAAGGGAACCAGUACGGAUCUAGCUUUGCGUUGUUGGACGACCUGCACAUCGACUCUACUGGGACCAUGGCCUGUACCAAGCUAACAGUGCCAGACCUCUCGGAGCUCAUGCCUGGCCACGUCCCACAGCCCCAUCUCGUCCACCCAACGACCUUAGACGCCAUCAGUCACAUUGGCGCCCAACUCUUCCAGAUAUUCAACGGGAAUGCUCCAGUUGUAAUAGGGUCGGUGGCAGAAAUGGCCAUCACAGCUACAGACUGUGGAGACCUGUGGGCGCCCGGCACUGAGCUCUUUAUUGCUGCCAUUUUAGAUCGACGCCUUACUGAUGCGCUUUCCUGCAUCACUGACGCUUAUGUCUUUAGGAAAGACACCAUAACUGGGGAGUUCUCUCUUGCUCUGCAGAGCCAGUAUGUGCUCAGAUCCUACGGAUCGGGACGACACUCACUCCAAGAGCAAGGCAGCGGCCAGGACAAGCAGCCUCGGCAGAUCACCUGGGAUAUUGACGUCGACUUCCUGAGGAGCGAGAACUUCCUGGAGAUUGUAAGCCGGAAGCAACCACGCACUCUGGAAGCAGAGGAUCCCGAGGAAACCUUCGAUCGCGACUACCAAUGCAUCGAACAGGCGGCGUACAUUUUCAUACGACAUGCUCUAUGCAAGCUCAACACAACGUUCAACACCAGUGGCACGGUGACUCCACCAUCUAUGACUGAACCUCACUUGGAAAAGCUCUUCAACUGGAUGCAGAAAUGCAGCACCUCCGUGGAAUUCCACACUCUAACAGCGGACCUCAGCUUCGAGGACGAGGCUCGGAUUGUAUUGGCCGCAGAGAACGCUACCUCUCUCCGUUUUGAAGGCAAAACGGUUGCUCGAAUCGGUCGCAAACUUGCUGACAUCCUCCUCGGGAAGUGCGAUCCGACUGCGCUCAUACACGAGGCCAACCUGCCGAACGAUCUAUACACCAACAGCGUGUUCUCGCCUACUUAUAGCCAUAUGGCAGAGUACUUAGGUCUACUUUCUUUCAAAAAGCCACAUAUGAGAAUUCUUGAGAUUGGUGCUGGAACGGGAGGCGCUACAACCCCACUGCUCCAGGCGCUCAUGGGAGAGGAUGGUUCCAUAUGGCUCGACCGUUAUGCCUACACCGACAAAUCGAGUGACUUUUUUGACCAGGCAAAGAGCAAGCUCACCGAGUGGCUAGGUUAUAUUGACUUUGGUGUCCUCGAUAUCGAGACGGAUCCUAUUGAGCAGGGCUUCGAGGCGCAGUCGUACGAUGUCGUGAUCGUUACCAACGUUGUUCUCUCAACCAAAGAAAUGGAUACACCUCUCGCUAAUGCACGCAAGCUUUUGCGUCCUGAGGGAAAAUUGAUCAUCGCCGCGGUGACUAUGCCGAUUGUCGCCGUGGACUUGGUUUUUGGAGUCCUCCCCUCUUGGCGAGCUGAUGGAGAUAAGCAUUAUUUGUUGACGACGAAUGAGUGGGAUGAUCUUCUUUGCCGACAUGGCUUCACUGGCUUGGACAUUUGUACCCAGAGCAAUCACAGCUCAAAGCACGGAUGCUCGUCGCUCAUCGUCUCAUCAACAGUGACCGAGCUCGACACUCUCCGACAGAGCACGCCGUUAUCGCCAUCAUCGCCGCUCGACGGCAUGAGAAUCGUUCAAGGAUACAAGGAAUCCCAUUACGUCCGAGAAAUAACAAGUACUCUCCUAGAUGACUCCGAGUGCACAGACCACCUGGGCUGGACGUGUUCGGAGAGUAUUGAGGACGCUGCUGCCAUGGAACCAUGGAAAGACAACGGCCCAGUGAUCGUUCUAGACGUGGCAGAGCACAGCUUGCUCGUAAACGAGAAGCCUGCCAUCUUCAAUGCUAUGAGGCGCCUUCUGACUUCUGGUUUCUCAGUAAUAUGGGUCUCGCUCCAGGAGUCAAAGACAGAGGCAGCGGUCACAGCCACCAGGUGCAUGAUCCAGGGCGCAGCUAGAGUUCUGAGACGUGAGAACGGCAGCACGAGCAGACUCAUCACUUUCGACAUAGACGAAACUGCAGACUUAAGUGACGGUGGUGUUGUCAGACACGUAUGCAGUCGUAUCUUAGAGGCUGCACAGUGCUCUCUUUCCGCCAGCGAAAAUAACUAUGAACGAGAGCUAAGAUACAGCGGGGGCGAGCUUCUCAUCCCUCGCCUGCAGACCGAUACAAAGUUUCAGUCCUGGGCCGACAGAGUCUGCGUAGGCGCAUCGUCCAAGACUGCGUCGCUGGAGUCAGACGUCCCAUACCAUCAACAUGACAGGCCGCUCAAGCUAGAGGUGGGCACACCAGGUCUUUUGAGCAGUCUUCGGUUCGUGGAUGAUCCCGCGAGCAGCUUUGAGGUCCCGCUCCAGCCUAGGGAAAUACAAAUCUCGACGCGGGCCCAUGGUGUCAACUUCAAAGACGUCUUCGUCGCUCUCGGCCAAAUGCGUGCUGGUGUGAGCAUGGUUGGUGAGGUCUCUGGCGUCGUCACAGCCGUCGGCGAGAAUAUGACGAACAGAUACAAGAUUGGUGACAGCGUCUUCGGCUUUGGAGCUUCGCCAUUCGCGAGCCAGCCUCGCAUUAGCGGCGAUCUCGCCCAUGCUCUUCCCUCGGGAAUGUCGUUCCAGGCCGGGGCGACAAUACCAGUUGUCUAUGCCACGGCGUACUACUCUCUGUUCAAGGCCGCCAAUUUUAGACGGGGACAGACUAUACUCAUCGCGGCAGCCUCGGGAGGUGUGGGCCAAGCAGCUAUCCAACUUGCACAGUACGCUGGCGCAAGCAAAAUCUUUGUCACGGUCGGAUCGAAGGUGAAAAAGCAGCUUGUUAUGGAUACUUACGGCAUCCCAGAGAGCCACGUCUUUUCGUCAAGGGGAACUGCCUUUAAGGACGGCAUCAUCCGACUCACCGAAGGAUGCGGAGUCGACUGCGUCUUGAAUUCCCUGUCUGGCGAAAUGCUCAGCGGCGCGUUCGACUGCUUGGCCAAGCUCGGGAGCUUCGUUGAGAUUGGGAAGACAGACAUCUACAAGAACAGCCACAUCGAGAUGAGCAACUUUGACAAGAGCAUCACCUUCGCGUGUGUUGACCUGGUCGUACUUGGGAACGAGCAGCCUGAACUUGUGCAUGAGACUCUCUCCUCGGUUACGGCGCUACUCGAGAAGGGAUUGAUUCGGCCUCCGUCACCUGUCAACGCUCUUGCAAUCGGCCGCAUUGAAGACGCCUUCCGCCUCAUCGGAACCCGUAAGCACACGGGUAAGGUUGUGUUAGAAUCGCCCCCAGACUCGGCUGUGACAGCCACCACGGCGCCUGCCAAGCCUCUCAAGCUAUCAAGAGACGGCACCUACGUUGUCGCAGGUGGUCUAGGUGACCUUGGCAGGCGCCUGGCGGCUUUCAUGUCCGCACACGAAGCAGGACAUGUUGUGCUUCUAUCUCGACGCAGUAUCACUGCCGAGGAGCACCAAACGCUUCAAGACCGAUGCGGUAUUCUGUGCGCUGUCCAUGUCGUCAAGUGCGAUAUCACGAGGGAGUCCGAUCUCCAGGAAUGUGUCGAGUUCUGUAGACAGAAGAGCCUGCCCCCGGUCAGAGGUGUUGUGCAUGCAGGCAUGGUCCUCAGAGACCGCCCUUUUGCUGCCAUGAGCGGAGAAGAUUUUGCAGCCGCGCUGGGUCCAAAAGUGUUUGGAACUAUCAACCUCGACAGGGCGUUCUCGUCGGGUCAUCUUGAAUUCUUCAUCACACUGUCGUCCGUUGCCAACCAUAUUGGAAAUGGCAGUCAGGCCAACUACGCCGCCGCCAAUGAAUUCCAAGAUGCCUUUGCUCGCGCACAUGGUCUUGGCGGUGAAGGCAAUACACACUAUAUCAGCAUCGAUCUGGGGGCUGUCGCAGGGUCCGAUGCCGUCAGCAAGCUCUCGAGCUCAAACAGGCUUGAGUCGGUAAUGGUCUCGCUUGACGACGUGUUCAGAAGCAUCAGAUAUGCCAUGAGCCCGCAGUCGAAGCUCGAUCGCUGUAACCAGUCAAUCCUGGGCCUCUCUAGACAGGGUCUGACAGAUGCCGACGAUUAUGUCUGCCUGACAAACCCCUUAUUUAGCCGGCUUCCGUAUCCAGAACAACUGAACAGCGACGAAUCGGGGCUGACUUCGAGUGAAAAGUCCACCGAUAUAGAUAAGGCACUGCGCCAUGUCAGCACGAUGAAUGAGGCUGAGACAUUGAUUCAGGAGACGAUUGCUGCAAAGUGCGCGGUAUUCCUCGACCGAGCUAUAGAUGAUGUGCCCGUCAAUCAGCCGCUGGCUAUGAUCGGCCUUGAUUCCUUAGUCUCCAUUGAGCUAAAGAACUGGCUUCUUCGAGCCUUGCAGGCUACUGUCCAGACCUCAGACAUCUCCAGCGCAUCGAGUAUCAAUGCUCUCGCUUCGCUGGUCACAAAAAAAACCAAGUUGGUCAGUGACGACGUCAAAGCAGCAGCAGAGGAUCCUGUUCAGGCCGCCAAUGGCACCUUUGCUACGUCCAUAUCUCAGCAGACCUCUGAACGUGCCACGGACACAGAAUUGCCGUCGCAUGGCUUUGACUGCUGCAGAGCAGUGAAAGAGCUCCCCAAAUACCCCCUGAUAGAUUUGGAGGAAACGAUGAGCUGCCUCGAGCAAAACGUGUCCCACUUCGCGCAGAAUGGCGAGGAGCUGAGGGGCCUACAACAGGCUGUGCGCGACUUCACCGCACCGGGCAGUCUCGGGAGACAGUUACACGCCCAGCUCAGAGAAAGAGCCAGCAAUCCGGACAUGGACAGCUGGCUAGCAGACCUGCACCUUAAGGGGCUGUACCUCUCCCGCAGACAUCCUCUAGCUCCAUGGGGUAACUUUCUCAAUACUCACUACGACAGUCCCGUGCCGCACCGCCAGGCGGAGCGGGCUGCAUUGAUCUCGACGAUUGCGUUCCAAUUCCAGAAGGAAGUUUCUGCGAGGGUUCUAAGCCAAGACUGGUUGGGUAGCCGAGCACUUUGCACAUACUCAUGGGAUUGGAUCUUUAACACUGUCCGUGAACCACGUGUCGGCUGUGAUGAGAUGCAGAGGUAUCCUGGCAAUAACUACUGUGCCGUCCUUCGGCAAGGACACUUAUUCACCCUCCCGCUUCGGUUUGAGGAGGAGGAUGUAUCCUAUGAACGGCUGAGAGAUGCUUUCCAAGGCAUUUUGGAUCACGUCGACCUCGGCCAAGAAUCCUGGGCCGGGAUACUCACUACCGAUUGGCGAGACCCAUGGGCGGCGAACCGAGACACUCUCAUCUCACUCAGUGAGUCGAACAAGGAGUAUAUUCAAGCAAUCGAGAGAGCCGCAUUUGUGGUUUGCCUCGAUGAAAGUCGGCCGGUCACCAACGAGGAGCGCGUAAGGCAGUGCUACGUCGGCAAUGGCUUCAACCGGUGGCACGACAAGGCCACCCAAUUCCUCGUUUCAGCAAACGGGCGCUCUGCUCAAUUAUCAGAGCACUCGAUGGUGGAUGGACUCACCAUCGCCCGCCUGACCGAGCGCAUUCACGACGCCAUCCAGUCCCACGUACCGACAGCACUCGGUGUGGCCAAAACCAGCCCCGUCCCUGCUACCAGGUUCACUCUGCAGACCACUCCCCAGAUUGAAGCCCAAAUGUCCGAGCUGCGUACCAUAUAUGCCUCAGAAACGGCCAAGAAGAAGUACACCCUGCACACAGUCCCCUCUCUGGGCAUCAACGCCACGCUCGGCACAGGACUUUCUGCCAAGGCCUGCAUGGACAUGGCCAUCCAACUCGCCAACAGGAUACACUUCGGACACAAUCCGGGAAGCUGGGAGCCGGUGUCAACGCAACACUUCCAUCGCGGCCGUCCCGAGCUGGUGCAGGUGGUGACGGACUCAGUCGUCGAGUUCUGCGAAGCUGCACUGGACAUGCGUGUUGGCAACAUGGAAACGGACAAGGGCAAGGGCAAGAAAAAGGGGCUUCUCAUCAAAGCAGCUGGCGAGUGGGAGGAGCAGAUCCGUCGUGCUGGAGAGGGACGUGGCUUCCUGCGCAUGUGGGAUACCAUGGGCGGGAUGCUACCCGAGGGCGAGGGAGUGGAGAAGCCGGCCAUCUUCACGGACUCCGUCUUCUGGCGCGCCUUCCCGGGCCGAGUGCUUCAGGUGAGAAACGAGGCCGAGGUGGAGGAUGCAGCCCUCUGUCUCUACGAGGAGGAUGCAUUGUGGAUGAGCUACGCUAUUAGGGAGGACAAGGUCAACAUUUCCAUCACAGGUGGCAUCAAGAAGGUUGAUGCAUACUGCGAGGCUCUGAAUAGAGCUGCUGAAAUUAUCAGGUUCCAGCGCGGUGCGCUCAGUGUCGUGUACAGUGUCAUGUGGGACAAGAACUCGCGGCUGUCUUUUAUUGUUAAUUUUGCUCAGUACUGGUUCAUAGAAGAUAUAUAUGAGGAGGAUGAAGAAUCAUGCUCCGAAGAAGAAGCCCAACACUGUUGCACGGAGUCCAUGAAUGCUGAUGUGGCCUCUGAAGGCGAUCAAGGAAAUGAAAGUGGGGAUGAAGGAAGGGAAGUGAUCAACUUGGACACGGAGAUCUGA